GGACACCGCGGUUCAAUCAAAGAAUACGCACAGCUUGAUACAGUAGUUCCAAAAUUGUUUCCAUCAUGAUGUCGCAGACAUCCACCGGUUCGAUGAGGCCUUUUACUUUGAGCCACAAUCGCACCACGCACCUGAGUAUCCUCCCAUCCACAACUGGUAGAGGGUGCACCAUCCACGCUCGCGGUCCUCGACGUGCUGUCCGUGCCAGCGCUGAGAAUGCACCCACAGACAACAACCGGCGGGACCUGAUCCGCAGAGCUUUGGCUGCAGCUGUGGCUGUUGUCCCUGCUGCUGCAGCUCGUGCAGAGGAUGCCUCUGGUGUUGCAUCUUCCCGUAUGUCAUACUCCAGAUUCCUGGAGUACUUGGACAUGGGCAGAGUGAAGAAGGUGGAUCUGUAUGAGAAUGGCACAAUUGCUAUUGUGGAGGCGGUGAGCCCAGAAUUGGGCAACCGCGUGCAGCGCGUCCGUGUGCAGCUGCCAGGCACCAGCCAGGAGCUGCUGCAGCGAUUCCGCGAGAAGAAUGUCGACUUUGCUGCACACUCAAACACAGAGGAUGGCGGCGCCGUCUUCCUGAACCUGCUUGGAAACCUAGCGUUCCCCCUGCUGCUGGUGGGUGGGCUGUUCCUGCUGUCGAGGCGCUCCCAGGGUGGCGUUGGCGGCCCCGGUGGCAACAACCCACUGGCGUUCGGCAAGUCCAAGGCCAAGUUUCAGAUGGAGCCCAACACAGGCAUCACCUUUGAUGAUGUUGCUGGCGUCGACGAGGCCAAGCAGGACUUCAUGGAGGUGGUGGAGUUCCUGAAGCGGCCAGAGAGGUUCACGGCAGUGGGAGCCAAGAUCCCCAAGGGUGUGCUCCUGGUGGGCCCACCAGGCACAGGAAAGACCCUGCUGGCCAAGGCCAUUGCUGGAGAGGCCGGCGUCCCAUUCUUCUCCAUCUCUGGAUCUGAGUUCGUGGAGAUGUUUGUGGGUGUUGGAGCAUCCCGUGUCCGUGACCUCUUCAAGAAGGCCAAGGAGAAUGCCCCGUGCAUUGUGUUUGUGGAUGAAAUCGAUGCGGUCGGCCGGUCUCGUGGAACUGGUGUUGGAGGCGGCAACGAUGAGCGCGAGCAGACGCUGAACCAGCUGCUCACAGAGAUGGACGGCUUUGAGGGCAACACAGGCAUCAUCGUGAUUGCUGCUACCAACCGCGCUGACAUCCUGGACAAUGCACUGCUGCGUCCUGGUCGCUUUGACAGACAGGUCACUGUGGAUGUGCCUGACCAGAAGGGCCGUCUGGCAAUCCUGAAGGUACACGCAAAGAACAAGAAGCUUGCUGACGAGGUGGACCUGUCACAAAUCGCCAUGCGCACCCCAGGCUUCUCUGGAGCUGACUUGGCCAACCUGCUGAACGAGGCGGCCAUUCUGACAGGGCGCCGCAGCAAGGCAGCGACCAGCAACAAGGAGAUUGACGACAGCGUUGACCGCAUCGUGGCAGGCAUGGAGGGCACCCCGAUGGUGGACGGCAAGUCCAAGUCCCUGGUGGCAUACCACGAGGUCGGCCAUGCUGUCUGCGGCACCCUCACGCCCGGCCAUGACGCCGUGCAGAAGGUGACUUUGAUUCCCAGAGGCCAGGCCCGGGGCCUGACCUGGUUCAUCCCAGGCGAGGACCCGACCCUGAUCAGCAAGCAGCAGAUCUUUGCGCGCAUUGUGGGCGCUCUGGGCGGUCGUGCCGCCGAGGAGAUCAUCUUUGGUGAUGCCGAGGUUACCACUGGCGCAUCCAGCGACCUGCAGCAGGUGACCAACAUGGCGCGGCAGAUGGUGGUGAACUAUGGGUUCUCAGACAUUGGCCCCUGGAGCCUGCUGGACCCCUCUGCACAGUCGGGUGACAUGAUCAUGCGCAUGAUGGCUCGCAAUGGCACCUCCGAGUCACUGCAGCGCAAGAUCGACGACGCUGUGAAGAAGAUUGCAGCAGAGGCGUAUGAGGAAGCGCUCACACACAUCAGGGAAAACCGUGAGGCCAUUGACAAGAUUGUGGAGCUCUUGCAAGAGCGUGAAACUAUCAGCGGCGAUGAGUUCAGAGAGAUCCUGGGCCAGUACACCACCAUUCCUGAGUCAAACUUGAAGGCUGCAAAGUCCACUCUUGAGCCCAUUCUGGCCUGAAGUGGCGAUCUGUACUGGACAAUGUGGGUUACCUGAGAUUAGCUGAAGAUCUUAGUUUGAUGGAGCGGUGUGUGUUGAGUCACAGCAAGCCUAUGGUCACCAUCACGGUGACGUGAAUGCUUUUCUCUUUGAACAGCAUGUUGUAUCAUUAGAGGGUCCAUGGAUAGGCUCGGUCCAAUUUUGACGGCUGUACACUCUGCUUGAGCUUAGCAGCACCUCUGGCAGGCAGGCCCUUGGAGCUCCUGGAGUUUGAGUAAAAUUGGAGUGUGAAGCCCUGAGGAAAUAAAAUUUGACGUUCAUUCACCAUGUAGCAAGUUGAAAUGGAAAUUGUCGUAUAAUGUACACUGUACAGUGUAAAUAUGCACUGAACC
This is a messenger RNA of Coccomyxa subellipsoidea C-169, 2503 nucleotides long. RefSeq lists its product as hypothetical. The record is from RefSeq and is a predicted model, not a curated record. Gene Ontology annotation, molecular function: metalloendopeptidase activity; ATP binding; ATP-dependent peptidase activity. Gene Ontology annotation, biological process: proteolysis. Gene Ontology annotation, cellular component: chloroplast thylakoid; membrane. The transcript is spliced from 13 exons. Lineage: Eukaryota; Viridiplantae; Chlorophyta; Trebouxiophyceae; Coccomyxaceae. Bases 66 to 2132 code for a protein of 688 amino acids.